Sabethes cyaneus is the source of this 1821-nucleotide messenger RNA. It is a transcript of the gene VGlut, whose product is annotated as vesicular glutamate transporter 1. Gene Ontology annotation, biological process: synaptic transmission, glutamatergic; regulation of synapse structure or activity; transmembrane transport. Bases 1 to 1821 code for a protein of 606 amino acids. The transcript is spliced from 7 exons. The record is from RefSeq and is a predicted model, not a curated record. Gene Ontology annotation, molecular function: L-glutamate transmembrane transporter activity; neurotransmitter transmembrane transporter activity. Gene Ontology annotation, cellular component: synaptic vesicle membrane; excitatory synapse. NCBI's taxonomy places the organism in Eukaryota, Metazoa, Arthropoda, Insecta, Diptera, Culicidae.
AUGGCCGCCUUUGCAGCAAUCAAGGAUCGUGCAUCCAAUGUGUUCGGCGGGAUCGGAUUCGAAAAGUUUCAGAUGCCGCCGAAACACGGCUACGAUCAGAUGGGCGGAGCUGGACUCGGCGAAGGGCCCACCUACGUGCCGGCAGACGACGGCGGUGGUGAUUCGCCGGUUUCGUUUGAGGAAAUCGAACGUCCACCGUUGCGUCACAUCGAUAAGUACGUCCGAGCGGAAUGCCCCUGUAUCAAAACGACUCGCUACACGGUCGCCCUGAUGACCUGUCUGGGGUUCAUCAUUUCCUUUGGCAUGCGAUGCAACAUGGGAAUGGCCAAGCUGCAGUUCGAGAACGGGGAAGUUAAAUACAACUGGACCGUAGCCAUGGAGAGCGCUGUCGAUUCGUCGUUCUUCUGGGGCUAUCUGGUGACGCAGGUGCCCGGAGGUUUCCUGGCGUCUCAGUUCCCUGCUAAUCGCAUCUUCGGUACCGCUAUAGCUUGCUCCUGUUUCCUAAACUUGCUUGUCCCAGGUGCAAUGAUGCUGCAUCCCACGGUAGUAAUCCUGGUGCGUGUUCUGCAAGGACUGGUUGAGGGUGUAACAUAUCCUGCCUGUCAUGGUAUCUGGCGAUUUUGGGCCCCACCACUGGAACGAUCCCGCCUAGCAACGAUGGCAUUCAGUGGCUCAUACGCGGGUGUGGUGAUAGGCAUGCCGAUGUCCGGAAUUCUGACCGGCUGGAUAAGUUGGCAUGCCCCUUUCUAUUUCUACGGCCUUAUGGGCUUAGUGUGGUAUUGUUUCUGGUUAUGGUUGUCGUUCGAAAAGCCCCGACAGCAUCCGACAAUCACCCUGAAAGAACUGAAGUACAUCGAAAAGUCGCUCGGAGAAUCGGUUCAGCUGCCGAUGCCGACAAUCUCGACGACACCCUGGAAGGCCAUGGCCACCAGCAUGCCUGUCUAUGCCAUUAUUGUGGCGAACUUUUGCCGCUCAUGGAACUUUUAUCUGCUCGUACUGUAUCAAAGUGCAUAUCUUAAGCAUUCGUUUGAUUUUAGAAUUGAAGAGACUGGUAUAUUAGGAGCACUGCCUCAUCUACUGAUGACAAUUAUUGUACCGUUCGGAGGCAUGCUGGCCGAUUUCUUACGAAAGUCCGGAAUACUUUCGACCACUAACGUCCGGAAGCUGUUCAACUGCGGAGGCUUUGGCUUAGAGGGACUGUUCUUCUUGGUUGUAGCACACGCGACGAGUCCCAUGGGAGCGGUUACAGCGUUAACAAUAGGAGUAGCUUGCAGCGGGUUUGCCAUCUCUGGAUACAAUGUUAACCACCUGGAUAUUGCUCCGCGCUACGCCAGUAUUCUUAUGGGCAUGUCCAACGGAAUCGGAACCAUUGCGGGUCUCAUAUGCCCAAUAGCGAUUGAUCAUUUGACGAGAGGACAGCCUAAAUCCUGUUGGUCAAUAGUAUUCACGAUAGCCGCCACCGUUCAUUUGGUCGGAAUCACUUUCUACGGUAUUUUCGCAUCCGGCGAGCUACAGUCCUGGGCUGAACCGACCCUAGAGGAACAGAAAGCCUGGGAUCCAAUGGCCAGUGGGUUCGAAAAGGAAACCGCAUUCACGGAUCCGGGUGGGGCGGGCGCGACGGGCGAUACGACGGGUGGUACAGCAGCGACUGCCAUGAAUCCGUCGGCGCAGAUCAACAGCACCAAAACGGUAAGCUACGGUGCCAUGUCGCACGUCGCUGGCAAUCCGUUCGCAUCGGCGAACUACGUCAGCGAGGAACCCGUACAACCGGAAGCGAAAGACUCCUACCUACACGGAAAUCCGGCCGAACGUUCAUAUUGA